Molecule: messenger RNA, 5031 nt
Organism: Zootoca vivipara (common lizard)
Lineage: Eukaryota; Metazoa; Chordata; Lepidosauria; Squamata; Lacertidae
Gene: POC1B
Product: POC1 centriolar protein B
Biological process (GO): cilium assembly
Cellular component (GO): ciliary basal body; centriole
Molecular function (GO): protein binding
Source: RefSeq, a predicted model, not a curated record
GAGGAGGGAGGGAAUCAUUAUACUAGGAUGUCUUACUUCAGUUGCAUAGACAUCUAUCUCCUAAUGUUAAGUUCAUUUGAAACAAAAUUUUGCUAUAGAUGCAUUGCCAUUGCAGUCAUGCGUCUACAGAAAGCAGCAUACUUAUUUCUGGCAAUUCUCCAUUCAGAAUGGGCACCCUGAAAUUGUCCACACUCUGUACAAAAGAAUUGGUGGUGUGAAAAGAGGUGGAAGUGUGCAAUUCUUUACAAUUUCAUGAUGUAUUAAUUUAAGGCGAAUGUUGUCAAAUGACAUCUGAGCACUGGAGGAGACUUUUCCUGCUGAGAUGGUGACUCAAGUUUUGAAUGGUGCUGUGCCUAAAUGAGCACAGUCACCUCAUCAAAAUCCCAUGCUGAUGAUUGCCGGCAGAAGGAAGAAGUGAGUACAGGAGUCUUCUAUAGAAGCUGACAGUGGUGAAACUUGGCCAAGCUAUUUCACAUAACUUGCUACAAGAUGGACACCAAGCUGGGAAUUUUCAGGAAUUGUAGGGAAAUUGUAACGCCUUUCAAUGGAACCCAGUGGGGUUCUGCCCUGUCCACAAGGGCAGAUACAGUACUGCCACACCUUCAAAAUAUAUUCAGCCAGCUCCCUACCUGCCUGUCUUCUUUCCUGCAAGCAGUUGGGGGUGGGAUGCCUGGCUGUCAGCUUCCUCCUCCUCAAUCCCUGUAAAACUCACCAUGGAGGAAGAUGUGGACAAAGCCAGAAUUAGUUGGCUCUGCCUGCCAUUUGCUCUAGUUCCACCUGCUGCUGGGAUCCUGGACCCUACCAGUCUGAUCCUGCCACAGAUAUCUCCUGUGAUAAAAGGAGUGAGGAUCCAAUUUCCCCCCCUCCAUUUUUUAACCUUGGAUCCCCAGAUAUUGCUGGACUAUAACUCCCAUCAUUCCCAGCCGAUUUAGCCAGUGGUCAGAGAUAAAAGAAGUUGUGCUGCAUCAUAAUCUGAGUGCCGAACGAAAGGUUGAAGAAGACUGCCUUAACUUGCGUAGGAUGAACCUAUGCUGCUUUUGCAUGAAUAUACAUUUUUUCGUAAAUAGUUUGGACUGCUUUAGUUAUAUGUGCUUUCUUUUAAAGCUUGUUCCCCUUUCUUCUACUCUUCUACUGAUUUAAAUAAACAUGAUCUUUCUAUUUGAACUCUGAUAUUUUGCCCAGCUGCAGGAGCUGCUCAUGUUCAUGUUACCCAACAAAUUUGCUUUCCUACCCUCCAGACGUUCAAGAAGAGAUGCUGGGAAUUGAAGAUUGGGCUCUGGCUACUUGUAACAUGUCAGGGAUUUAGGAUAGUAUCUCCGCCACCAGCUCAGAUCAUUAUAACUACUCGAAGUCUGGAUCUCUACACCACCUUUCCUUUUAGCCUAUCGAGGACUAAAUAUAAGCAGCAGUGCCUCCCAGCUUGCCCCACCUCACAGGAUUGGUGUGAGUGAGCUCUUUGUCAUGCCCCACAAGCAGAUUGCCUCUCUAGGUCCCCUAGUAUCACUGUUCUUGGUGUAGUGAGUCUCUGAAUAUGAACACUUGGAUUCAGCCUUUCUAUCUGGCAAGUCACUCGGGUAGGCUAACUACACAGUACAGUUUUAAGUUUUAAAAACUUAUAUAAUGAGCUGGAAAUAAAAAAAUCUUAAUUCUUAUCUAAACCCUGUGUGCAUCAUGGUGGCCAAAGCAAGCUGCUGUAACUAUCACAUUUUUUUCUUAGUGUCAAAGCCCUUGUUCUUUCAGAAGAUGACUUUGCGGUGAACUUUACCCAACUUAGCAUUGUUAUAAGAAUUUUGAGGUCAUAUAUAUGUAAUAAUUGUUCAUAAAACAUGUACAUGAAUGUACAGAAACAUGUCUGAAGCAGCACAGGAAGACAGGCCUGACUGACACCAUUUUGACUCUCUCUCUCUGACCAGGUGUUCCUCUGCAAGGAAGAAGGGGGGUGGGGGGAACCUUCUCAUUGUCUCAGGAAUUAAAGUGAUAAUCCCUGGCAUCCUGAUACCUGAGUGCCAGACAAAAGGGUGUGAUUAACUUGGCUGGGAAACAGGGAAAUGUAAAUGUCUCUCUUUUUUGUUGAUUAGGUUUUGGGGGCAGGGGGCAGGGUCCAGGAUGCUCAGAUUACUGCCACCAGACCUCCCCUUUCAUGAUGUACCUAUGAUGAAUCUAGGGAGGGCGGUCUUGGGCUACACCCCUUCUGUGAUGUAUGGGUGAUGCUUCUGGGGGUGGGCUGAAACCAAUUUCAAAUUUCUUUUUAAGGGCAGGACACCUUUGUUUGGGGUUCCUUCCUUGUUCUCCUGCGUGAGAGGAAGGACCCUGUUGCAACAACGAAAAUAAAGGCUUUGCUUCUCAAACUUCUCUGGUUGGCCUCUGUUAUAUUCUCCAACCGAUGGAGAACCCAAUAAGGGAAUAAGGGCAGAUUUUUGCCUAUAUCAGAAUGAAAAUGGAAAAUAUUAAUGUUAAUUAGAUUUAACACAUAAUGGUCAUAGAAUGUCAGUGGGGGGGGGAUUGCCACUCCCUCUCCCCAAUCCCUGUUUGCAAACUUCUGCGCCAGGAGCUAAAGAGCUGGUGCGUUUUCUGGAAAAACCUGGUCCUGGUGAAUUUCUGCCUUAUAAUUCUAGACUGGACAUUGUUAAGCCCAAUGGCAUAGCAAUAGCUUUGCAUGCAAGAUAUUCCAGGCUCUUCCCACAUAUCAGAAGUGGGUUGUGUUGCUGUUUGCAUGCUUAAGGCAAAGAGAAAAGAAAGUCUUGCACAUCCGCGAUACCUUUUAACUUCUGCAGCUUUCUCUGCAUGUAAACAUAGGUGUGCAUAUGCACAUAUGUGCAUAGAUGCGUAUGCAUUUUCCCAGAGGGGAGCUGAGAAAAAAUUGCCCACCUUCCUAGAUCCAUGAAGUACGAUUUUUCUGAACUGACCUAACGUCACUCUCACCCGCUCCUCAGGCCGAAGCGCACCCGCCAGAAACCCCCUUUAGUCGGGGCCUGCGACUCCUCCCUUCGCUUCUCUCCGUAGUUCUAGAUGACAUUUCCCCCUUUCCUCUUUGCUUUGCGCUCUUCUCCCUCCCAAGGCCAUCGCGAAAGCUCCUCGACACGCGCGCCGUCGCUAGGCAACCGCCUCUGCGUCCUCGGAGAGAGCCGGCCCCUUUAAGGGCGCGUCGAACGCCGAUGGCAUGGAUGGGCGAGCUCGGCUUCGAAAGGAGGCCGAGCUGCGUUGCUUCGCUCUCCUACUUCCUCCUCCCUUCCCCGCCUCGAGCGCCCGCGUAUUUCUGCGGCUGAGGCUGGGCCAGCCUUGGGUCGGGACUUGACUGAUAUGGUCUGGAGAGCGGGGAUUUUGACAGGGCCGCGGAAGGUAGUUGGCCGGAAGAGCGGAGGCCCCGGGAGUCCGAUGGCGGCGGCGCUGGAGGAUCCUGUCUUGAUCCGUCAUUUUAAAGGCCACAAAGAUGCAGUCACCUGUGUUGCCUUCAAUCCAACUACUAGAGCACUUGCUACCUCUUCUUUGGAUAGGUUUCUUAUGAUAUGGAACUUGAAGCCAAACUCCAAAGCCUUCAGAUUUGUGGGUCACUUGGAAGGUGUGACCAGUGUACAGUUUUCACCAGAUGGAAACUUGCUGGCAUCUGCUUCUCAAGAUAGGACAGCCAGGCUAUGGAUUCCAUGUAUUCACGGUGAAUCCACACCAUUAAAGGGCCAUACAGCAGCAGUCCGUAGCGUGAACUUCUCGUACGACAGUCAGUUUCUAGCUACUGCAUCCAACGACAAGUCUGUAAAAGUCUGGAGUGUUUACAGCCAACGUCUUUUGUUUACCUUAUUCCAGCACACACACUGGGUGCACUGUGCCAAAUACUCACCAGAUGGAAGAUUAAUAGUUUCUUGCAGCGAUGAUAAAACUGUUAAAAUCUGGGAUUUAAGAAACAAAACCUGUGUUGAUGAUAUAAUAGAUCAUGAAGGAUUUGCCAACUAUGUGGACUUCAGUCCUGAUGGUACGUGUAUAGCUUGCGCAGGCUCUGAUCACACAGUGAAGAUCUGGGACAUUCGAAUAAACAAAUUAUUGCAGCAGCACCGAGUUCACAGAGCGGGCGUGAACUGCACGUCUUUCCAUCCUUCUGGCAACUAUCUCCUCACAGCUUCCAGCGACAGUACUGUUAAGAUUUUGGAUCUUUUAGGAGGAAGGCUCUUGUACACGCUCCAUGGGCAUGAGGGACCUGUUCUCUCUGUAGCCUUUUCAAAAGGCGGAGAAACAUUUGUCUCUGGUGGUGUGGAUGCACAGGUGUUGUUCUGGAAAACAAACUUUGAUGCAUUUGAAUACAAGAAAGUUCUUAAAAAUCACAUGCGAAAAUUACAUGGGGAUGAACCCCCUCACCUUCUUGAUAUUUACCCUCGAUCACCUCAUCGCCAUGAUGCAAAACCACAAUCUGUUGAGAUAGAUCCCAGCUACGACGUCACAGAUAUGCAAACACUUGACCCUCCUGUCGUAGAUAUUACCUCACCUUCUGAUUUACUGACAAAGCCAAGUAUCCCUUUAGCUCAACCUUCCAUGCAACAAGAGAGAGGGAUCAUGCAGCAAGAUGGAAUGAACAGCCAAGACAUGCAACAGCAUUCAGUUUUAGAACAGCCAAGACCUGCAGCAGCACUUAGUUUUAGAACAACAAGAGCAACAAGGACAAGUUUGGAAGACGGAAGUAAAUACAUUGCGCACACCAUGGACGAGCCAGUAGGCAUUUCUCCAGUUUUGACUAACGCCUUGGAACACAUUGUGGAGCAGCUGGAUGUUCUUACUCUUACUGUGUCAAUCUUGGAGCAGCGCCUGACUUUGACGGAAGAUAAACUGAAAGAGUGCUUAGAGAACCAAGAGAAACUGUUACUCUCUGUCAGAGAUUGAAAAUAAACAAUGCAGAUGCAUUCUCAGGAAGACAAAACAGUGACAUGAAGCAAAUAAAAUGUGCCUCUUUGGUGUAAGUGAUUUCCCCAAAAAUCAUUGAUAACAUUUUGAACAUGUAAUUUUGUGUGUGCGCGUUUAUUAAAUAUAUAUUUGUGUUUUUCUGAA